Messenger RNA from Cucurbita maxima (winter squash), 1584 nucleotides. Its product is annotated as cytochrome P450 71A3-like. Gene Ontology annotation, molecular function: heme binding; oxidoreductase activity, acting on paired donors, with incorporation or reduction of molecular oxygen; monooxygenase activity. Lineage: Eukaryota; Viridiplantae; Streptophyta; Magnoliopsida; Cucurbitales; Cucurbitaceae. The coding region runs from base 34 to 1536 and encodes 500 amino acids. The record is from RefSeq and is a predicted model, not a curated record. The transcript has 3 exons.
UCUGUUCAGGUAAAAGCAGAGAGAGAGAGAGCAAUGGAAACUCUUCUUCUUCAAUCAUGUCUUCAUCCCAUUUUGUUCGGUGGUUGCGUCCUUGUCCUGAUCUUCCUUCUCCACAAAUGGCUGCUUUCCAAUCAAAACACAUCAAAAGCCUCACCCCCAUCUCCGCCAAAGCUUCCAAUCUUCGGCCACCUUUUGAAGCUUGGCCGCCUUCCUCAUAUCACUCUCCAAAACUAUGCUCGCCGCUAUGGUCCUCUGUUUCUCCUUCACUUGGGCACCAAGCCCACCAUCGUGGUCUCUUCUCCCCAACUGGCUCGUGAUAUCAUGAAGACCCACGAUCUUACCUUUGCCAAUCGACCCAAAUCAAGCAUGGCUGAUAAGCUUCUUUAUGGGUCAAAAGAUAUAGCGAUGUCUCCUUAUGGUGAAUAUUGGAGGCGGAUGAGAAGCAUCGGCGUGCUCCGUCUUUUAAGCCACAACAGUGUCCAAUCGUUUCGUUGUGUUAGAGAACAAGAAGUGAAGGCCAUGAUCGACAACAUCCAACACAAUCCAAUUUCGGUUAAUUUGACUGAACUCUUCUCUCGACUGACCAACGACGUGAUUUGCAGGGUGGCUUUUGGGAGAAAAUAUGGGAUUGGUCAAGAUGGGUCGAAGCUUAGGUCCCUUCUCUUGCAAUUUGGGGAGUCAUUGGCGAGUUUUAUCAUUCGAGACUACGUUCCAUUGCUGGGUUGGAUCGAUGGCGUUUCUGGGUUCGACGUCAAAGCGAAGAGGGUAGCCAAAGAGCUGGACGUUUUGUUAGAUGAAGUGAUUGAAGAUCAUAUUCAUUUACAGAACAGAGCAGAGCUCAAGGACUUGAUGGAUAUUCUACUCUCUAUCCAAGCAGAGAACUCCACUGGCUUCCCCCUUCAAAUGGGGAGCAUAAAAGCUUUAAUCUUGGACAUGUUUGCAGCAGGCGUAGACUCGACGUACGCAGCAUUAGAAUGGGCAAUGUCAGAAUUGUUGAAACACCCAGAAAGCAUGAAGAAAUUGAAGGGUGAGAUGAGGGAAAUAAUGGGUGGGAAAGGCUAUGUGGGGGAGGAGGAUGUAGAAAAGAUGCAUUACUUGAAGGCAAUAAUCAAGGAAACGUUGCGGCUACACCCACCACUCCCGCUUCUGUUCAGAGAAUCGAGUCAAUCCAUUAAGGUGAAGGGAUACGAUAUUAAUCCCGGCACUCGGGUUAUGAUCAAUGUAUGGGCCAUAGGAAGAGACCCAGAGGUGUGGGAAGAAGCAGAGGAGUUUCGACCGGAGAGGUUCAUGACGAGUUCGAUGGAUUUUAAGGGUCAGAAUAUGGAGUUGAUCCCGUUCGGUGCAGGGCGAAGAGGGUGUCCUGGAAUUGCGUUUGCAAUGGCAAUGAUUGAGAUGGCUUUGGCGAAUGUGGUGCAUAAAUUUGAGUGGAAGUUGCCGAAUGGAGCAGCCGGGGAGGAUUUGGACAUGACUGGAGUGUUUGGGUUAGCCAUUCAUAGGGAGUUUCCACUUGUGGCAAUCGCAACUUCUUGUUGUUAGAGGGACUCGACGUCGAACCUGAUAGUACGUAGACAUAAACUGUUUAUC